AUGUCUAACAUCAACCAAUUGAUCAACGAUAAAGAACAAGAACAAUCACAAGAUACUGGUGUCAAACUCCAGGUGAGUGAUGAAGGGGUUAUAGAUCAUUCUAUGACCGAUGUGAAUUCUAAUGAAAUUGCCCAGACAAACGGUAAUGAUGCUCCAGGGACAAAUUUGGGAAGCACAGAUUCAUUGGCAAAUAACAGUGCAACCACAAGUGCAAACGCAAAUGCAAAUGCAACUGCAAAUGUAGAUACUCCCUCAAUUAAACAAGAAGAUAGUGCAAAGGAUAAUGAAUUGAAAAAAAAUAAAUCUUUGGCAGAUAGUAUAGAUUUGAGUGCCACUGUUGGUGGUUCUCAAACAAGAAAGUAUUUAAACAAGUAUGUAACACCUACUCUUUUAAAUGGGAUGAGAUUGAUAUCUAUUGAACAACCAAAAGAUCCAUUACGAGUACUAGGUAAUAUUUGA
Molecule: messenger RNA, 459 nt
Organism: Henningerozyma blattae CBS 6284
Lineage: Eukaryota; Fungi; Ascomycota; Saccharomycetes; Saccharomycetales; Saccharomycetaceae
Gene: SDC1
Product: Sdc1p
Exons: 1
Coding region: 1-459 (152 amino acids)
Source: RefSeq, a predicted model, not a curated record